AUGGAAGAUACGGCUGCGCCUCGUGUGGAGCUCAAUGAGGCCACGGUGAGGCCUCCGCGGUACGGUGUCCCCACUCACGAUGGUGCUGUGAUUUUUGCUGGUAGAUCUGCUUCUCUAUGUCUCCCUUCAAGCCGCGGGGGAUCAGGCUCACUGUCUUCUGAUAUGGACUCCAAAUCGUCGUUUCUCAUUGCUGCUGUGGCGGAGAAUCGUGCCCGAGAGAUAGGAAUAUGUGCAAUUGACUUGGUAUCACCAUACGAGCUAUUGCUGUGGACGGUGAUCGACUCGCACUCUUAUGUAGAUGCCAUGUCGCUGCUUCAAGCUUAUCAGCCUGUAGAAAUUCUCGUAGUUGAAUCAUCCAAGUCUUGCAAAAUCAACGACGAGAUCUCCAAGCGCUUUGCUGGGUCAAACUGCCGAAUCGUGCCGCUGGCACGGAAUCAAACCAAAGGAGCAGAAGAUAUCAAACGCGUCAUGGCAAACAACGUCGAUAUCAAUAUUGGAAGAAAUUACGUUGCCAUGGCCUCAGUGGCGUGUUUAAUGAAAUACGUCGAGUACAUCCAGGGCAUUUACAUCGCGGAAAAGACUUUGAAGCCCAUCGACACGCAAACUGCUCAUGGACCAAGCAACGGUUUCUGCUUUGGAGCUGGUGCAAGGCACUCGAGGAAGGAGCGACAGCCAGUCGCUGUGCAAGAUGCUGAACAACACGCAAACCAUGGCUGGAAAUCGACUGUUAAGAUCUACGAUGCUGCAACCAACUUGCCACCUGAAGACGAUGUAUUGCACAGCGUUUGUCAUGUUUCCUUGUUUAUCCGAAUCACACUCACAAUUCGCUGCUCCAGUCAGGCGCGUCAUGAUGUCGUUGGAAUAUUCCUUGAUAACCCUGCAUGGUUUUUCGAUGUUAUGGAAGCGCUACGUGACUUUGUUGACUUGGAUCGGCUACUGGGUCAACUUGUUUUUGUUCCUAAAGUGAUCACCCCACGGGUUUCCCGAAUUGCCAUAGGCAGUGUGAUUGCUCUUAAACACACAUUAGAAUGCCUGCCGAAACUAGUUUCGUGUCUGGAAUCAACCUCGGCGAAGCUGGAUAGUCCCUGCCCUCUACUCAACUCAAUCAUUCAAAGUUUGCGUGACGAGCAGUUCACAGAGAUCAAGGCAGAUAUUGAGCGAGUUGUGAAUGACAGGGUCAAAGUUUGCCGCUUAGCUGCACAGAAGCGCAUACAAGAAUGCUUUGCUGUCCGAGCAGGCGUUGACGGAAUGCUUGACGUCGCAAGGCGAACCUAUCUCGAUACAAUUGAGAAAAUUCACGAGGUCAUUCACACGUACAAAGAGAAUCUUGGGAUUCCCAUUCGGCUCAGUUACACAUCACGGAGAGGAUACCAUUUAGCUGUUCCCGCCAAUACGAAAGACUUGCCCGCAAGUUUUAUCGAGAGAGUGACAAUGAAAACUGUAAUCUGCUGCUCCACUAGGCCAUUGGCCUCUCUCAAUGCACGGCUAAAUGAAGCACUUACCGCAGUCUACAAGCUAUCGAACGAUGUUAUCCAACAACUCCUCGACAAGAUCCGCCCUCGAUCCUCUACUAUGCACGCGAUGGUCGAAAGUAUCGCGCUGCUGGAUAUGCUUUUGAGUUUCGUAAACGUCGUAGCCCUGUCACCGCCAGAACAUCCAUACACAAAGCCAACAGUAACUGAGCAUGGCAACCUGAUCAUUAAAAAGGGCCGACAUCCGUUAGUUGAACGCGUGCUUAAAGAUCAGGCUUACAUCCCUAGUGACACGUUUUUUGACCCGCUGAGCACUUUUCACACUUCCGAUGCUGUUAUUCCGAUACGAGAUCGAAUUUGUACCAGAUUUGGAACAUCGGACGAUAUGGAAGAAAAUGCAAGCUCAUUUGCUGUUGAGAUGACUGAGACGGCUUUCAUCCUGGAAUCAUGUACGGCGAGGUCAUUGGUACUAAUUGAUGAGCUAGGCCGAGGCACAGCCAACAACGAGGGUACUGCGAUCGCGUGGAGUAUCGGUGAAGAACUGAUCCAUCGAAGAUCCUACACGUGCUUUGCGACCCAUUAUCAUCAGCUAAAUCGACUCUCGCAUCUGUAUCCUCGCUGCCGGUGUUACCACGUGGGCACUGAAUCAAAUACCAAUUCUGUGCACUUUCGCUACGUAUUGAAAGAUGGACCUUUUCCAUUGAUUGGCAUGUACGGGAUCAAGACAGCAGCAUUGAGUGGUUUGCCAACAGAACUGAUCCGUGAAGCAGAGAGCAUCUUCGAAAAGCUCUAUAGUAAGCGCGAGGCUACAGAAAAGUCAGCUGCUGAAGGCCCAACGACCAAUGAUACCAGCAGGAUCAACAAAAAUCUCCUCCAUCAUUUGUACGCGCUUCGGUAUGCGGACCUAGAUUACGCAGGUCUUCGGCGCCAACUACAACAUCUGAAGAAUCGAUUUCUGGCCCCGGCAGAGUAA
Molecule: messenger RNA, 2445 nt
Organism: Peronospora belbahrii
Lineage: Eukaryota; Oomycota; Peronosporomycetes; Peronosporales; Peronosporaceae
Source: the annotation of a GenBank genome assembly